Messenger RNA from Silurus meridionalis, 1145 nucleotides. Its product is annotated as protein ILRUN-like. The record is from RefSeq and is a predicted model, not a curated record. Gene Ontology annotation, cellular component: phagophore assembly site. The coding region runs from base 71 to 835 and encodes 254 amino acids. Gene Ontology annotation, biological process: macroautophagy. The transcript is spliced from 5 exons. Gene Ontology annotation, molecular function: ubiquitin binding. NCBI's taxonomy places the organism in Eukaryota, Metazoa, Chordata, Actinopteri, Siluriformes, Siluridae.
UUUCGUCUCCUUGCUAGGCCCAAAGCCUCGGUUUGGAGUAAAAGCGGAAGUGACAGUCAGCCCGGUGAACAUGGAAAGGGACCUCGAUCCGGAGCUAAUGCAGAAGUUUAUCUGCUUGGGGACCACAGAUAAAGAUACACUGAUAACUGAGCUCCACACGCUGCUCGAGUUCCAGAUCAGUCCUGAAGAAUGUGCUUUUCUCCUGGAUAUGACCAAUUGGAACCUACAGGCUGCAAUCGGAACGUAUUAUGAUCUGGACCUCCUCAGCACCUCGACUCCUUCCAUGUCUUUGGUGAGCAACGAGACCAUUGUAGAAGAAGAAUCGGUUCCUCCAGACACUCCUUUCAUAAAGACGUGGAGGAUCAAGAACACAGGUUCAGAGGUUUGGCCUCCAGGUGUGUGUCUGAGGUACGUGGGUGGACAUCAUUUUGACCAUGAGAACUUUGUGGUAGUCCGCACCCUGGGUCCUGAGGAGAUUUAUGAUGUGAAAGUUCAGAUGCGAAGUCCUCAUGCUUCAGGCAUGUACCAGGGGCAGUGGAGGAUGUGCACUGCUGGGGGGCGUUACUUCGGAGAUGUGAUCUGGGUGAUCCUAAAGGUUGAGGUCGGAGGUCUCCUGGGCUUGACACAGCAGCCGUCCUCCAUGGAAGCAGAGUGUAGCACACAGCCUCACUGCAGCCUGCAGGACCCCUUCACCACCUUCACCCCCAGAGUACCGGCACAGACGCAGCACACCACGCCGUCGAGCGCCUCGGUAACCAUAGCAACAAACGACCCUGUGGACAGCGAAUCAGCCAUGCAUGAGCAGCCGUAUGAACUGCACCCGUCUGGACAGUAAACAAUAAACCGGUAAAUUAAAAGGAAUUAAACGUGGCCUUGAGGAUCAACCAGAGGGUGGAGCUAAGCAUACAGACUCCGCCCCUUCUGAUCUCAUUAUUACUCUAAUAUGGAGUGUGUGAAUGCUAAUAUAAGUACAAUUCUUAGUGAAUUUUUUAAAGAAAUGCAUUUUAUGGAUUUUUAUUAUAAUUUUUAUUAUAUUGGUGCUGAUGGCUUUAUUUCAGCUGGAUGUUCCUUUGAAACUGCAAAACGUUUACAUUUUUGUGGAUGAAGUUCAUAAUUUGGAUAAAAAAUAACAGAAAACUUGAAAA